AGGUGAUACAUCUAGACUCACACACACACAUACACAUAUAUAGUGUGUGUUUUAAUUGUCUCUCACUUGAGAAAGUGUCUUUCGAAGAUUUCUGCACAAGGGUUAGAACCAUUCACCAUGAGAAAGAAGUUAUGGAUUUUGCAGGGUCUAAUCAUGAUGGAAUGUUAUGUGGCUUUUAUAGCAGAGGCAAUGGUGCAAGAGAAGGCGGAGGCAACCAUUCCGGUCACAACCCUAUCGCCUCCGGAAGGCAACACCACAUUCCUUGAUGGCACAACUUGGUGUGUUGCCCUUGCCGGUGUCCCCCAGGUUGAUCUCCAGAAUGCAUUGGACUGGGCCUGCGGUCUUGGUAUGGCAGAUUGCAAACCUAUUCGAUCCGGUGGCUCGUGCUUUUAUCCCGACACGCUUGUGUCCCACGCCUCCUAUGCCUUCAACAACUAUUACCAACAGAAUGGAAAUUCUGAAAUUGCUUGCAAUUUUGGUGGAACUGCCACUUUAACUAAAAAUAACCCUAGUUAUGAUAAAUGUGUCUAUGCUUCUUCAGGGUCCCAAGCAUCAUCCGCAACUCCAUUGUCGCACUAUAAACCGAGUUUUAUUGGGUGGAAAUUUGUGGGGGUUCUGCUGGUUUUGUACUUGAGAAGUUGAUUCACGGUGAGCUUUUCUAGCCACAAUGCUGAAUGGUGUUUUUUGGGGUUCUAUUUUAAGCAGUGGCAAGAAAAAAGAGAGAAAAGAAAAAGAUAUUAGGUUUUGAAUUUUGUGUAUGGUUGGACAAAAAGACCUUCCUACAUGUGCACUUGGGUUAGCAUUUUGUAAUGUUGAUUAAGCAAAAGAUGUUCCUUCCUUUAUUGUUGGGUUAGGAAUCACAAUCUCUGUGAAUGCAAUUGUCCUUUGCCUUCUCUAAUUUUAUUUUUUUUAUUAUUUUUUAUUUUUUAUCUCUCCCUUUAAUCUUUUCCAUGUCUUAUGUUAAGGAAUUGGAUGUUUCUUGUCUGUCCAUGCAGUGGCAGACUUAGAAAAUUUUGUGAGGGAGAUAGCCUUUUAAUUUAUGGGACAAACUUAUAUGGUGGGUUCAUUUUUGUAAUUUCAAUGGAGGAUUAUUUAUAAAUUUUUAAAAAUUUAAAGUAUAAAAUACAAAAAAAAAUAAUUUAGUAGGGCAAAUUGUAAUUUUAGUGGAGUAUCUUCAUAAAUUCUAAAAAAAUUAAAGUAUAAAA
This is a messenger RNA of Cornus florida, 1205 nucleotides long. Its product is annotated as glucan endo-1,3-beta-glucosidase 13. The record is from RefSeq and is a predicted model, not a curated record. Bases 118 to 642 code for a protein of 174 amino acids. NCBI's taxonomy places the organism in Eukaryota, Viridiplantae, Streptophyta, Magnoliopsida, Cornales, Cornaceae. The transcript has 4 exons.